Messenger RNA from Penicillium angulare, 1596 nucleotides. RefSeq lists its product as uncharacterized. The coding region runs from base 1 to 1596 and encodes 531 amino acids. Gene Ontology annotation, molecular function: thiosulfate-cyanide sulfurtransferase activity. Lineage: Eukaryota; Fungi; Ascomycota; Eurotiomycetes; Eurotiales; Aspergillaceae. The record is from RefSeq and is a predicted model, not a curated record. The transcript has a single exon.
AUGGUCAAAUCAAUCACUGCACAAGAGCUACGCCGCCAUUGGGUUCUCCGCAAGGAGAUAGUCCUUCUCGACGUACGUGAAGAAGGACCAUAUGCCGAAUCACAUCCUCUAUUUGCAAUAAGUGUCCCAGUCUCGGAAAUCGAGACAAAGCUGCCCGCACUUGUUCCCCGAAUAUCAGCACCAAUUGUCGUCUAUGAUGGCGGCGAAAACUAUGUUCAACGCGCAGCUGAACGGGUGUCAAAGCUAGGAUAUACCGACGUUUCCAUCCUAGAAGGUGGAAUUUCCAGCUAUGCUCUGGUAGGCGAGGUCUACCGAGAUGUCGGCGUACCUUCCAAAGCAUUCGGUGAGCUAGUCGAGUCAAUCAAUCACACUCCCUCUUUGUCUGCACGGGAAGUCAAAAAUGUGCUGGAUAGUAAUGAUGAUGUCGUUGUUCUGGAUGCACGCCGAUUUGAAGAAUUCAAUACAAUGAGCAUCCCUCGAGGUCGCAGCUGUCCAGGUGGAGAGUUGGUGUAUCGCGUGUUAGAGGCUGCGCCUUCCCCUGAGACGACAGUUAUCGUCAACUGUGCCGGUCGGACUCGAAGCAUUAUCGGGACACAGUCACUGGUCAACUCUCGGAUUCCAAAUAAAGUGCAUGCGCUUCGGAAUGGGACUAUUGGAUGGACACUGGAAGGUUUGCAGGUAGAUACGAAGAAGUCGGAGCGUGCGCCACGGCCUUCGCCUGAGACAUUAGAGCGAGCACGCAAAUCUGCCGAGUCCUGGGCUGAAUACGUUGGCGUCCCUUUGAUUAACGGCGAUCAGAUUGUCGAGCUCGUAUCCGGACAUGAGAGUCGGACCAUAUAUCUGCUAGAUGUGAGAGACCCGGAGGAGUAUGCUCUCGACCAUCCGGCUGGAUUCACCAAUGCCCCUGGUGGUCAAUUGGUACAGGCCACGGAAGAGUGGGUUGGUGUUCGAGGCGCUCAAAUAGUUCUGUACGACACAGAUGGCGUCAGGGCUCGGAUGACAGCGACCUGGCUUUUGCAACUGGGAUGGGAAGUCUAUGUAUUGCACGAACGAGCUACAAUCUCACAUGAUUUGGCCCUUCCAGGACGCGUGACAAAGACGAUAUUACAGAGCGCGCAGAGCGGGGCUAUCACUACUAACCAGCUUCGAGAUCUUUCAUCGGCGACUGUUGUGGAUCUUGCCCGUAGCCCAACCUACAGCAAAGGCCAUCUUCCUGGUGCAUUGUUCGCGUCUGGGCCUGAACUUGCUCGGGACUUGAGUGCGCUCGACGGUGACGGGCCCAUCGUGUUGACGUCUCCUGAUGGUGAUGUUGCCGCUGUGAAUCUGGAAUAUGCUCGAGAAUCAGUCACGCGACAGGUAUUUUAUCUGAAGGGAGGAACUGCAGCUUGGAAGGAAGCUGGAAAUCCACUGGAGACUGAGCUCCAUUGGCUUUCCGAGCCGAUUGAUGUGUACAAAAGGCCGUAUGAGGGGACGAAUAAUGCUCAAAAGGACAUGCAGGCCUAUCUUGACUGGGAGUAUGGGCUCGUUGCGCAGUUGGCUAAUGAUGGGAUUUCCUGCUUUCAUGUUGUACGUGAUAAGCGUGAUUCACCGACGUAA